GCAAUCAGCCUUAAUAAAUUUGAUUUUUACCUGGGAUGUUUAUGGGAUUCUACGACCGCGUGUUAAAUUUAUGCUAUUCGUCCCGCAUUGCAUCUCUUUGCUAGAAUCGAAAUGUCGAGUUCGGAAGAUAAUGCAACUAACAGCGAUAAAAGUGAAGUUGAAAGUGCUAACGAAAUGUCUGAUACCAGCGAAUCAAGCAACGAAAGUGAUGAUGAGAAGCCAAAACUAGUUGAUAACGAUUUCCGGCAAAUGCCCUUCGAGGAACUGUUGAAGCUAAAACGACGGUUAGGAUCGAAAGUGUACAACGAAGCAGUGUUCGGAAAAACUAGUGACAAAGAAGUCCCGAGGACGUCAUCUACCGAAAGACAAAAGAAACGCGUUGCCCCAAAUGUUGAAAGUGAUUCCGAUGGCCCACCUGAAGAAAUUAGCGCUAAACGUAAAGUGCCUGCAUUGGGAAUGGCAAAAAAUCGUACCAAAACGGAGCACCCUCGAAGUAAAGAUCCUCGUUUCGACUCUAAACAGGGCUACUUCAGCGGACGUCAGUUUCGAUCGCAAUAUGGAUUCAUCAAUGAGAUGCGUUCCGAUGAGCUAGUAACAUUGCAGAAACAACUUGAGGAGGAGGAAGAUCCCGCAAAAGUCGAAAAACUUAAGUUUGCCAUUCGCAGAACAGAAAAUCAAAUUCGUGAAUUCGACAAACAAUCGCAGCAAGAUCAGAAAAGAAAAGAACAACGAUUAUUGGCUCGUAAAACUAUCGACGAUGGUAAACAACCGUUUUAUGAAAAGAAAAGCGUUACUAAAGCCCGUGAUUUAGUUGAAAAGUACAAUCAACUAAAGGAAAGCGGAAAACUGGGCAAACAUAUUGAUAAACGAAGAAGGAAAAAUACUGCCAAGGACAGAAAGAAACUUAACUUUGCUACGUAGUGUUUUUGAAAUACAAAUAUGUUAAACU
Messenger RNA from Sabethes cyaneus, 949 nucleotides. Its product is annotated as ribosomal RNA processing protein 36 homolog. Gene Ontology annotation, biological process: maturation of SSU-rRNA from tricistronic rRNA transcript (SSU-rRNA, 5.8S rRNA, LSU-rRNA). The coding region runs from base 112 to 921 and encodes 269 amino acids. Gene Ontology annotation, cellular component: 90S preribosome; nucleolus. Lineage: Eukaryota; Metazoa; Arthropoda; Insecta; Diptera; Culicidae. The transcript has 2 exons. The record is from RefSeq and is a predicted model, not a curated record.